This is a messenger RNA of Mytilinidion resinicola, 3352 nucleotides long. RefSeq names its product GTPase-activating protein-like protein GYP2. The record is from RefSeq and is a predicted model, not a curated record. The coding region runs from base 20 to 3352 and encodes 1110 amino acids. Lineage: Eukaryota; Fungi; Ascomycota; Dothideomycetes; Mytilinidiales; Mytilinidiaceae. The transcript has 4 exons.
ACAUAACCAGUCCAACGCCAUGUUCAACCUCUCCAACCUUGUCCAGAAAGCGCAGCAGUUCAUCGACCCAACCCUCUCAAUCACCGGUCCCAGCUCCGACCGCAGACCCUCCAAAGCGACCCUCUUCCGACACCAAUUCAGACUCCCCGAGACACAAUCCCCGCUCCAGGAGAUCACUGCCGAGCUCACACUCUCACCCCACCAUUCGACGAGGGGCAGUUCCGGCGAGAGUACAUCGCAUGCGCAGGAAAGAGAUCGGCCGCAGGGAAAUCACUAUGUUGGGAAGCUGCACUUGAGCGAGCAGUACCUCUGCUUCUCUACCCAAGGGUCGAGCUUCUUGAACACGGCGAGCUUGAGCGCGUCCAGUGCUUUCACGGGACAGACCCAUGGAGCGGGACCUGCGGGCAAUGGUUUUAUCCUGCCGCUAUGCGCUAUCCGGAGGGUUGAGAGACUGCACAGUCAAAGCUACAUGUUUGCGCUGGCAAUAACUACCUGGAAUGGGGUGUCUGACGGCAAGGCGAAGCCGGGCAGUGCUGCGAGCGGCCAGAAACUGACGAUACAGCUGGCCGGGAGCCGGAUACAAUGCGAACGAUUCUGCGAUGGUCUCAAAAGGGGUCUCAGGGAGGGCGUUAGGGAGGUUGAGAACCUCCGAGCGGUCGUUUCGGAAUGCUACUCUGAAUAUCUUCUCUCCGAGGAUGGCGACGAUAAGAAGAGUCACGGAAAUGAGGACAGGAAACCCAGAGAACACCCGGAUACUGGACUUGGAAUGGUAUUCAAAUACCCUGGCAAUGCUCGGAAAUUGCGAGACGCGACAAAGAUACGGUUAUGGCGCGAAUAUCUGCGAGAAAACGGGCGGAGCGCAACUCUAAUACGACAACCUACAUUCCAUAAGCUAAUUCGAGUUGGUCUUCCUAAUCGUCUUCGAGGAGAAAUAUGGGAAUUGACUUCCGGAUCAUUCUUUUUGCGUCUUCAAAAUCCCAAAUUAUAUAUCCAGACUCUCACCAAAUUCUCGGGCCAGGAAUCUCUAGCAAUAGAUGAGAUUGAGAAGGACCUUAAUCGAAGUCUACCAGAAUAUCCGGGCUUUCAGUCCGAAGAAGGCAUUGGCCGAUUACGCCGAGUUUUGACGGCAUACAGCUGGACUAACGAAGAGGUUGGAUAUUGCCAGGCUAUGAAUAUCGUUGUUGCGGCCUUGCUGAUAUACAUGUCAGAAUCUCAGGCUUUCUUCCUAUUAUCAAUACUAUGCGACCGUCUUCUCCCAGGAUACUACUCGCAAACUAUGUACGGAACUCUAUUGGACCAAAGGGUGUUUGAAUCACUUGUCGAAAAGACGAUGCCGAUUCUAUGGGACCAUCUCGCAAAAAACGAUGUACAACUAUCCGUCGUAUCUCUUCCCUGGUUUCUCUCGCUUUACAUCAACUCUAUGCCUCUCAUAUUCGCGUUCCGCGUUUUGGACGUUUUCUUCCUGGAAGGUCCUAAGGUUCUAUUUCAGAUCGGUCUCGCCAUAUUAAGGAUCAACGGAGAGGAGUUAUUGGACGCUACCGAUGAUGGCACUUUCAUCUCGGUCCUAAAGUCUUACUUUGCCAGACUGGAUGAAUCCGCCCAUCCUAGAUCCGAGAACCCGAAGCUGCGGGCAGUUACAAGGUUCCAAGAGCUCAUGGUUGUUGCGUUCAAGGAAUUUGCUGGUAUCACGCAGAACACCAUCUCAGAGCAACGUUCUAAACACAAGGGUGCGGUACUAGAGAAUAUCGAAAGCUUCGCAAAACGCACGUCUAUCCGGAAUUUGGGCCCGGAGAGCAAGCGAUUGAGUGUGAUUGAUCUCGGUUUUCUCUAUGAUCGAUUCUACGAGGUGCUAUAUGAGCGUCAGCAACGGGAUGAGAUCAUGCAGCAUGAGGCGGAACGGAAGGCAAAGGCUGGACGGAUGAAGGCUACUGAGGUUGUGAGCGGCUUCUCUGGGAAUAAUCCCGAGGUGGGAAGAGUUGCUCUUGGGCCUAGUCCUACACAGAUGGACUACGAUGGGUUCCGGGAAUUCCUGGCAGGUAUUGCGAAAUGGGCUGUUACCGACUCGCCUAGUUCCCCGCCCGAGCUCAAUGGUGACAAACAAAACCAUUCAUACUUCGGCGGCAGCACAAGAAGUCGAAGUACCACCAUAUCUCCAUGGGGCUCGGGUCCCGAACCAGCCGAUCACGAAUUCAUGAAGCGACUCUUUCGCCGAUGGGACACCGACAUGAACAACACUCUCAGUCUCCAAAACGUCGUCACCGGAUUCGCCCAAGUCAAGGGCACCAAAGAUAUUAUGUCUAACAUAAGCUACUUCUUCGAGCUCUACGACGACGACGGCGACGGCAGAGUCGAUCGCGACGGCAUCCUCCGUAUAUCAGAGGCACUUCUCUUCCUAUCCCGCCGCGGCUUCGAAGGCAACCUCUCCCCAUCCCCCUCACUCCACGACCUCGCCACCUCUCCCGAGCGCCGCGAAAACCGCGACGAGCAAUUCCUCAGCUCCAUCUCCGCCUUCAUCCGCCGCUGCUUUGAAUACGCCGACCCGGACCACGCCGCCAACCAAGUGCGCCAAGCCGCCGCGGACCUCGCCAGCUUCAGCAUCGGCUCCGACAACGACUCGGAAGACCUCGUCGACCUCUCGGAUCCCGCAUCCCCGAAACCCAACCCCAGCUCUCCUAGACUACUACACACCAAAAUCCCGCUCUCACCCACCCCGUCGACGUCAAAUCCGCUGUCGCCCGUCAAGGCGAAAGCUACAGCUGCCAACCUGGCCCUCGACCCCAACAACCCCCUCCACAUCACCCUCCCCACCUUCCGCAUGGUCAUCCUCGCCGACGAGGUCCUCGAGACCUUCUUCGAGUCCGGCUUCUCCGCCUCGUUCCGCCUGCUCGACGCGCCCCAGCCCUCCCACGCCUCCUCCUCGUCGAACCUGACUACCUUCUCCAACGCCGCGGCCCGUAACGCGCUGGCGCCGGGCGCGGGCGCUUCGGUUGGCGGCGCCGGCGUGGGCGUCGUGCCGCCGGGUAAGGGGCUGAGGGGGAUGUUGGAUAAUAUCGUGAGCGAUGGGAUGAGGGUUGCGGCGGAGGUAAGGCGGCGGAUGGACGAGGCGCAGCGCGAGGAAGGGGAGGGCGAGGGGGAGAAGGGGCAUGUGGAGGAGGAGGGCGAGGAGGAGGGCAGGGAUGGCGAGUUGCUCGAGGGGGCCGAGACAGCGGAUGUGGUGGUCGGCAAGGGGGCUGGGGUGGUGGGGGAUUUGUUGGGGCCCCCGGGGGAAGGGAAAAAGGAGGGGGAGGAGGGGGUAAAGGGGAGGCAGAGGAGUGUUAGUGAGGCGAGUAAGAUUUUGGAGUUUGAGCGGUAG